ACUAGAAAGGGGCCCUGCUAAAUAUCUAUGUUACUUCGUUAUACUGUAUAGUCUCCUUUAGGAGGGUGGGGCUUCUGAAAUAUAACUACAAGUCCCAAGCUCUCAUUCAGUCAAGAACAGCACAGAGAGAGAGAGAGAGAGAGAGACUACUCAGGAACAGAAGCUGAGGCAAUUUGAAAAAGAACACAUCACAGAAGAAACACUUAAAGAACACUCUGUGAGUGGAUAGCAAUAUAUUUAUGACAUCCUAUACAGGUCAAGGGCAACUGAUAAUCUGAAGGCAUGGCAGAGAAACCCAGACUCCACUAUUUCAAUGGAAGAGGUCGGAUGGAAUCCAUUAGAUGGCUCCUGGCGGCGGCUGGAGUUGAGUUUGAAGAAGUGAUUUUGGAAACAAGAGAACAAUAUCUGAAGUUGCUGGAGGAUGGAUUUCUCCUCUUUCAGCAAGUGCCUUUGGUCGAAAUUGAUGGAAUGAAACUCACUCAAACCCGAGCCAUUCUUAGCUACCUGGCUGCUAAAUACAACUUGUAUGGGAAGGACCUGAAAGAAACAGCAUUGAUUAACAUGUAUACGGAUGGCACAAUGGACCUGAUGUUUUCGAUUGCCAUACUUCCUUUCAAGCCGGCUGAGCAAAAAGAGAAGGAGACUGAGCUUACCCUGGAGAGAGCCAAAAGCCGAUAUUUCUCUGUCUUUGAACAAAUUUUGAAAAACCAUGGACAGGAUUUUCUAGUUGGCAACAAAUUCAGUUGGGCAGACAUACAACUGCUGGAAGCGAUUUUAAUGGCAGAAGAAUUAAAUGCUACUGUGCUCGCCAAAUUCCCCCUGCUACAGGCAUUUAAAACAAGAAUCAGCAACAUUCCUACAAUUAAGAAAUUCCUUCAGCCUGGUAGUCAGAGGAAACCCCCACCAGAUGACCACUAUGUGGCUACUGUGAAGACAAUUCUCCAGAUGUAAAGGCCAAGGGUGGGCCAAGUGGGCAAUGGAAAGAGAUUCAGCUCAUGAGUCAGAAGAUGCGGGUUCAAAUUCUGCCUCUCUGACACUUACAACUUGUCCCUGCCCUUCAGUUUCCUCAUCUGUAAAAUGAAGAGGGGUGGAUCUUAUGGUCCCUUUGAACUCCAUAUCAAGGAAUCUAUAAAGUAGAGAGUAUAGAGAUUUUAGCAAUAUUGUUAUCAAUAGCACAAAGUCAGCAUUGUAGUGAUUAGCUGAAGCACAUCUCUAGGUGCUAAAAACAAAAUGUUAGAUGAGUAUAAAACUAAUGAUGCCACUUAAAGGCAAAAGUUGAAAUCAAAUGCAAAGCUGAUUAAAUUUAAAACUAUCUUUGUGGUGUAUGGUGUGGUUUUUUUUUUUUUUUUAGUGAGGCAAUUGGGGUUAAGUGACUUGCCCAGGGUCACACAGCUAGUAAGUGUCAAAUGUCUGAGGCCUGAUUUGAACUCAGGUACUCCUGACUCCAGGGCCGGUGCUCUAUCCACUGCGCCAUCUAGCUGCCCCUCAUGGUGUGUUUUUUAAAAAAAUUUAUUGCUGUUGUUAUAUUACCUUUAUUUCCUAAUAAACCCUUUCUCUCUCCACCAAGAGAACUAUCCCUUAAAAUAAAGAAGAAAAAAAAGAAAGGAAAAUAAAGCAAUUUAGGAAAACUCAUCAAUACAUCAAUGAAGUCUGAUGAUAUAUGCCAUGUUGGCAUAUUGUUGUUCUUUUUUUUUAAGCAGCUGUUAAUUUGGAAUGAAGUUCUACAACAUACUUAAAAUAAACAUGAUA
This is a messenger RNA of Dromiciops gliroides (monito del monte), 1749 nucleotides long. Its product is annotated as glutathione S-transferase A4-like. Bases 283 to 951 code for a protein of 222 amino acids. The transcript has 8 exons. NCBI's taxonomy places the organism in Eukaryota, Metazoa, Chordata, Mammalia, Microbiotheria, Microbiotheriidae. Gene Ontology annotation, molecular function: glutathione transferase activity. The record is from RefSeq and is a predicted model, not a curated record. Gene Ontology annotation, biological process: xenobiotic metabolic process; glutathione metabolic process.